Messenger RNA from Conger conger (European conger), 5440 nucleotides. It is a transcript of the gene vwa5b2, whose product is annotated as von Willebrand factor A domain containing 5B2. The record is from RefSeq and is a predicted model, not a curated record. Bases 167 to 4216 code for a protein of 1349 amino acids. Lineage: Eukaryota; Metazoa; Chordata; Actinopteri; Anguilliformes; Congridae. The transcript has 22 exons.
GCAAUUACCAAGACCCGACUGAGCUGGAAGCGGAAGAUCGGAAACUCCUGUUCCCGACUGCAGCUCUCCUGAACAGCAUAUACAAACUGCAACUCACUGCCACAGUUCUGAAGUACCUGCUCCACCAAGAGCUCCCAGGGUCCCCCGUCUCUGAUGAGCAGAGACUAUGCCGGGCCUGCGGAACCGCUCCACAUGGGCCCCCCUGCUGCUCAAGAGCUCCUGUGUCAAGUCCUGCUCCAACGGCUGCUCCCUGGGAAUCACCUCCCACCUCACCUAUGCCAACACUGACUCAGAGCCCGUGGAAGGCGUGUUCGUAUACCCUCUGGGGGAGAAAGAGGUGGUGGUGGGGUUUGAGGCAGUGGUUGCAGGCAGAGUGGUCAGUGUGCAGAUCCAGAGCCGGGGUAAGAUGGAGGACUGUUGUCUGGACUGCUGCGGCAGCUCCGGUCUCGACAUGCAGUGCUCCAACAGCAAGGACUGGGGCUGCUGCGGGAGCUCCAAAAUGGACAUGCAGUGCACUAACGGGCAUCUCAUUCUGGAUGAAGACCUGGAGAGGACCACUUUCAUUGUUGGUACUGGUGUCAUCGGGCCAAUGGAGGUAGUUACCAUUAUCAUAGGCACCACUCUGGAGCUCCCUACGCUGGAGAAUGGAGCAAUCCACCUGGUCUACCCUUCAGUGCUUACCCCCAUAGUGAGAGGCAGGAUGGUUCCAAACAAGAGCGAGCUCGGGGUGAGGUGGGAUGGACAGAGCCCGACCAGUUGUUUUGGGGGCACCUCAGGGGUCAAACAGGAGAGAAUGAUGAGCCCACCCCAGUACUGUGCCCAUGGGAUCUUCACCAGUCCAGCUGUCACUCACAUGCUUUACGAGCUCAACUUUCAGCUGCUGGUGAGGGGGGCAUGUCUACUUGCAGGUCUGGAGAGCCCCACCCAUGCUCUGCGUGCAGAUGCGGACCCCAGUGCCCAGUGCGCCUCUGCCACCUACAUCACCCUCGCCGAGGAGCACCCCUGUGACCGGCACCUGGAGAUCAUCCUGCACCUAAGUGAACCCCACAGUCCUCUCAUCAUCCUGGAGAGAGGGCGACUCACCUUCCAGGAGUAUGAGCAGCAGAUCAGUGCCCGGCGCGAUUUCAUCCGCUGUUCCAAGAAGGAAUCAGACAGUGAAAAGAAGCUGGAGUUUGUGAGGAAGCGGUUUCACAAGGACAUUCUGUGUAACCCGGUUCUGAUGCUGAACUUCUGCCCAGACCUGCUCAGCGAACCGGUCGAGCUGCACCGGGCCACCAGGGAGAUGGUCUUCCUCAUCGACCGCAGUGGGAGCAUGAGUGGCGGCAACAUUGACAAGAUCAAGGAAGGUAUGGUGGUGGCCCUCAAGAGUCUGCCCCCUGGGACGCUGCUCAACAUCGUGGGGUUUGGCUCCACCACAAAGACCCUGUUCACCACCAGCAAACUCUGCACCGAUGAAAAUCUGGUGCUGGCCUACGAGUAUGUCCAGAAGAUGAGGGCCGACAUGGGGGGUACCAAUCUCCUGGGCGCCCUCUCCUGGGUGUACCAGCAGCCUGUGCAACGUAGCAGUCCCCGCCAGGUGUUCAUCAUCACAGAUGGCACGGUCAGCAAUGUUGGCAGAGUGCUCGAGCUUGUGCGGAGGAAUGCCUGCUCGGGCAGGUGUUUUGGAGUGGGCCUGGGCCCACUAGCCUGUAGAAGGCUGCUGCAAGGGGUUGCCAAAAUUACAGGAGGUAUCACAGAGUUCCUUAAUGAGGAAUCAAGGUUGCAGCCCAAGUUGAUAAAAUCCUUGAAGAAGGCCUUUGAACCCGUACUCACAGAUGUACGUAUUGACUGGUAUGUCCCGGAUAGCUUGGAGGCCCUCCUCUCACCCAAUGAAAUCCCUCCAUUGUAUCCUGGAAACUGCCUGAUUGGCUACUGCACCAUCUAUGAUGUGUCUCCUUUCAGAAGUAAGAAGAAUGAGGCAAAGAGCCGCGUCUACAAGGGCCAGUCCCGGGGCUCAAUGGGCUCCGUAUUCGGCCAUUCUCAGGACGAGCUCUGCGUCCCCUUCACGGCCGACCCCCUCGAACCCCUGCUGGCCCCUUUGGAGCAGGACAACGUGGAGGAGGCUGUUCGGGAGAUAUCCCGCGAGAUCUCCUCCGAGUUUUCAUGCGCCAGGCCCACAGAUACCAGCCCUGGCAACGGGGGCGACGUGGAGCCGUCGAGCGACGUGCGGAAGAGGAUCCAGAGGGACUCGUAUGUGCAGGAGCAGUACGUUCUGACGCGAUGCUCGCUCAGCAGCGAGAGGGGCCUGACCCAGGGGUCUUCCGGCUCCGAGUGUCCACAGCCCCCCCUGCUGGACACCGUCUCCCUGCCCCAGGGCCUGGAGAGGAUGGCCCCGCCCGAGCAAGGCCGGCUAUCGCGCUGGGAGUCGCCGUGGCAACACCCGCAGUCCUCGGAGAGCACUGAAACAGAGUCAGGAAAGGCGGGCAGGGUGCUGAGUGCGGAGGAGUCUCGGCGCAGACAGAAGGCCCUGGCCCGUUCGGCCAUGGCCAGCCGCAGCUUCUCCUCGCCGCAGGGCGAGCUGGACAUGCACCGUCUGCGGCGGGCCCUGGAGAAGGUGUCCUUCGACCAGGCCGUGGGUGGCCGGCUGGAGGAGAGCGACGGGGAGGCUCAGCCCACCCCCAUGGUGGCCCUCUCUCGACGGAGCCUCACCGACUCCAGUGGCCUGCUGUUCCCUGCCUCCCCUCUGGACUGGGACAGUUUCACUGAUCCAGAGUACCUGUUCUCCGCUGCCCCCCCCGAGGAGCCCCAGUCGCCCCCCGCCCUGUGCCGCUCUGUCAUCCACGGGCUGCUGUCCGGGAAGCCUGUGUCCUGGGAGGUGACUGUGGAUCUGUCCCCCCUCUGGACCCCCGAGGGGCCCGCCCCGGGGCCAGAAGGCUGGGAAGAGAUAGUGCACCACCUCACCGCCCGCUCUGUCAUCCGGGACUUCGAGAACAUGGCGGAGAAGGAGGCCGACAUUGAGCACGGGCCAGCAAAGAGGUACCGCAUGAAAGCCAUCCAGACCAGUAAGGGCUGCAACACAAUCUGCAUGUACACAGCCUUCGCUGCGGUUGAUGGCAACACCAAAGAGGGUCUUUCGGGGUCUGUGGAAGUGCAAAAUACAGGGGUGCGCUUCAGCACCAGACGGAGCUCUCACUCUGGGAGCCGCAGACAGAGGGCGUACUCCACAGGACUGGGGCGUAGGCCAUCCAGUCGGGACUCUGAGGAGUUUGAGGACACCUUCGCAUCAACAGACCGGGAGGACACCCCAGCCUCUCCCUGUAGCCUGACUUCCUGGGACAGCAGUACAGGGGGCAGCUGGUACCCCGUCAGCCCAUCUGCGAAGUCCCAGCGGUCUAUGGAGAGCCGGUCAGUGGAGACCUUCUUUGGCUCUAGGUUCAGUCUGGGUAAGCUCCGAGCCUCCAGCUCUACAGGGAAGCAGGUGCCACUGAAGCCACACUGCCUGUCAGCCGAGGCGGAGAAACCCUCUGACUGCGACAGCACUGACUACAUGCAGCUGGUGCGUCUGCAGCUGGCCUCCGGAGCCUUCCUCCUGACGGAGCUGUACUCGGAAUGCCUGCAGAUCCCCCAGGAGAGGCUGAAGAGGGCCUCUCCCUACACCAUCCACCGCAGCAGCCAGAGUCCUCCCUUCCACUGCGGAUCCCCGCAGAGCCCCACCAACCCGAACCCCGCCCCCACCAAGCCCUUCUCCGCCUGCAACCAGGACACCAAGUCAGGCGCCCCGCCCUCCAAACACAGGGUCCCCAGGCCACGCCACUCUCAGCACGACUCCGUCCCUCCGCCCGCGGAUGUCCCGAGCCCGGAGGACACCACCCCAGAGCCGGGCGGGGGCCCGGGGCAGGCGGACAGCGGGCGGGGUUCGGAGACGGACGUGUGCGAGGGGUCUCCCGUGGAGCCCCCGGACCUGGCGGGGGAACGGCUGGCCCUGCGGGACCUGGAGGGCUCUACCUGGGCCACGGCCGUGGCUCUGGCCUGGCUGGAGCAUCGCUGCGCCGCCUUCUUCGUGGAGUGGGAGCUGGUGGCCGCCAAGGCCGACUUCUGGCUCCGCGGGCAGACGCUGCCUGAGGGCGUGGACUUGGCCGGCCUGAAGGGGGCGGCGCGGCAGCUGUUCCUGCUGCUGCGUCACUGGGACGAGAACAUCAAGCUCAACUUGCUCUGCUACAACCCCAAUAAUAUGUGACCACUACCCCCUUCGCCCUGCUACUCUGUCACCAUCACCUCCCAAGCCUUGACAAUGAAUCGUGGGCAAUAAGAAUCCACUUGAAAUUGUGUGUGGGGAAGAGGGAGUUAUGCACCGAUGUUGGUAGUGACAACCAGUUAUGGUGGAGAAGAAACAGUCAUGUGCCUUGAAACCUCAACCUCUAGACCACAGAUGUCAAACUCCAGUCCUGGAGGGCCGCAGUGUCUGGUUUUCUGGUUGUUCUCAGCACCUGCGGUUCAUUCAAGUUAUUGAUUGGCUAAUUGACUUGUCAGCGGGUUGAAAGACACUGUGGCCCCCUGGGAAUUGAGUUUGACAUCCCCGCUCAAGACCUUUUUUUAUUUUAUUCUACUUCAGUUAAAUCUCUGGAGUGUAUUAAUGGAGCCUAUGAUAUGAUGUAGAAGCAAAACAAGUGCAAUAAAUUGAAUUCAUUUAUUAAUUUGCUAGUUAUCUUUGCAAGUUAUAGUAAAUGGAACUAUAGUAAGCUAGCUUUCAAAACAGGAAUGAAAAUGUUUAUUAUACCUCUUCAGUUGAAGACACUAACAAUAUCUCCCCUGAAUAAUAUCUGCAUUAUCUUCCAGGAGUUACUACAAGAUAUAGAACCAUCUAUUUUAUAUGAAACAUAUCAAUUUUCUUUUGUUGAAGUUUGCCAUCACCCAAUCAGAGCCAGGUUUGCUGGAAGCAAAGGAGAGUAGAAGAUUCACACUUGAAUGGUGACUCGUUCAGUUGCCCACUGUACAAUCUUUGCUCCAUUUGCACGUGUGUGAUAUCAUAUCCCAAGGUUCACCUUUAAAGGACAUGAAGGCAUAAAAUAUUUUUUACACUACAGCUGUUAAACAAGUGGAGGUGAAUCUUUUGACACUUUUGACACACAAUGGGUACAUUGUUCAGAUCCUUAUUAAAAUCCAUCAACCUGAUCCCACAGUAGUUUUAUAUUUCAGAGCAUUCCCCACAUCUUCAUUACACAUUCACAGUGCAAGUUAAACUGCUUUUUUAGGAACAUAGAACUGAAGAGUUUGUGUGUGUGUGUAUGCGUGCGUGCGUGCGUGUUGGGAAGGCGGGAGUAACUGAAAACUGACUUACACAACUGUACUUUCAAUGGUCAACUUCAAGAGGUGAAUAAUUACCGAACUACUAAUGUCAGAGGCAAUAAUUUGCUGUUCAAUUUGAAAUGUAAUUGAAGUUUGUUUUAGUCCUCCUGAGUAU